This is a messenger RNA of Mercurialis annua (annual mercury), 1419 nucleotides long. RefSeq lists its product as uncharacterized. Lineage: Eukaryota; Viridiplantae; Streptophyta; Magnoliopsida; Malpighiales; Euphorbiaceae. The record is from RefSeq and is a predicted model, not a curated record. The coding region runs from base 1 to 1419 and encodes 472 amino acids. The transcript is spliced from 6 exons. Gene Ontology annotation, molecular function: zinc ion binding.
AUGACUAAAGAGGAGUACAGCUGUUUAUAUGAUUAUGCGGAGGAGUUGAAACUAAGCAAUCCAGGGACAACUUACAUAGUCAAGGGAGCUAAAUCAGAUGGUGAUGAGGUGAAUUAUUUUCAUAGAUUUUAUGUUUGUUUUGGGGCUUGCAAAGAAGGUUGGCUGGCUGGCUGUAGAAGGAUUAUUGGCAUGGACGGAUGUUUUUUGAAGGGUAUAUGUAGAGGACAGUUGUUAUGUGCCAUUGGAUGCAAAAUGUUUCCGUCAGCUUGGGCAGUGGUCCAAGUAGAAAAUACCGAGAACUGGAGCUGGUUCCUGAGAUGCUUAAAGUAUGACUUGCCCUUAAAGGAAGGAGAUGAGUUUGUUAUUAUAAACGAUAUGCAAAAGGGUUUGGAAAGAGCUAUCAAAGAUAAUCUGCCAGAGGUGGAACAUAGGAGAUGUGCUAGACACGUUUAUGCAGCCUUGGCAAAAAACUGGAGGGGAGAAGACCGAAAGCUAGGGUUUUGGACUUGUGCGAAGGCCACAUUUACAGAAGUAAAGUGUGAUGUUAUUGAUAAUAACCUCGCUGAGACUUUCAACGGAUGGAUCUUAGAUGCACGGGGCCUUCCAAUUAUAAGUAUGUUGGAAGUAAUCCGAGUUCAAGUUAUGACAAGAUUACGAGUCAAAAGAAGAGUUUGCCUGACAUGGAUUAAUGACAUUGCUCCUAGAGCAAUGAAAAAGUUGGAAAGAAACAAAGAAUUGUCUUUCUUGUGGCAUAUGAUAUGGAAUGGUGAUACAACUUAUGAAGUAACCAACAUCUACAAUUCUGAAGACAAACACACUGUGAAUACUGCCACACGAACAUGCACAUGUCGCGAGUGGGACCUGUCAGGGAUUCCUUGUCAACAUGCUAUAGCUGCAAUUUAUAGCGCUAAGGAAAAGACUAAGAAAGAGCCUGAAUAUUACGUACAUGAGUGGUAUAAAGAGGAGAUAUACAAAAGUGCAUAUAGCUUCAUGAUGCAGCCAGUUAGAGGGAGAUUAAUGUGGCCAGAAAGUGAAUUGGAACUUGUUAUACCACCUUAUUACAAGAAAAUGCCUGGAAGACCUAAACAAGCUAGGAGGCGCGACAUACAUGAAACUACUAAAACGGGCAAAAUAUCAAGACACGGAAGGGUGAUGAGAUGCAAACUUUGCAAAGAACCAGGACACAACAUCAAAAGCUGUCCAAGAAGGUAUAUUGGUUUGGAUCCUACCAUUCCACUUGCAACACCUCAACCAAGGAAAAACGCAAGUGAAGCCUUAACAAGCGAAGUUGUCAGGCCGUCUGCUGAUUUGGUCAAUGAAUUCACUAUUAUAAAUAAGAGGAAAAGAGGGAAAGGCAGGCAAGAAUGCAAUGUGAUCAAGAAUGUACGAUGGAAGCACCGCUGCCAACUGAGCCUUUGA